Molecule: messenger RNA, 1437 nt
Organism: Melampsora larici-populina 98AG31
Lineage: Eukaryota; Fungi; Basidiomycota; Pucciniomycetes; Pucciniales; Melampsoraceae
Exons: 13
Coding region: 1-1437 (478 amino acids)
Biological process (GO): protein deneddylation
Cellular component (GO): COP9 signalosome
Source: RefSeq, a predicted model, not a curated record
AUGUCCGACGAUGACUUUAUGAUGGAUGAUGGCGCGGAUGAGGAGUAUGAUUUUGAUUACGAAGAUGAUGAUCAAGAAGAUGUUGAUGCAGAUAUCGAAAACAAAUAUUAUCACGCGAAGAAUAAUAAAGUGGAAAACCCUGAAAAGGCUUUAGAAGAUUGGAGGAGUAUUGUUGAAACAGAGGAUCCUAAGGGAGAAUGGGGCUUCAAGGCACUCAAACAAAGUACCAAGUUGAACUUUCGUCGAGGAAAAUAUAAGGAAGCACUAGCAACCUAUACAGAACUACUGGGAUAUUGUCGCACUGCUGUCACUCGAAAUGCGUCGGAAAAGUCUAUCAACGGAAUAUUGGAUUACGUGAGUGCAGCACAGGACUUGGACACACAUCUCAUGCAACAAUGGUAUGAAGUCACUCAGAAGGCUUUGGAUGAAUCAAAAAAUGAGCGACUCAGCGUGAAGACGGAUCUCAAGUUGGCCAAAAUAUGGCUUGACCGGAAAGAGUAUGCUGGACUAGAACAGGUCAUCACCAAAUUGCAUGCUGCGAUCGAUGGGCCGACCGCUUCAUCGAAUGCAGAGGGUUCACAGCAGCGAAAGGAAUCAAUCGAAUCUGAUAACUCGAUCGGUACGCUUUUGUUAGAAGUUCUAGCGAUUGAAAUUCAAAUGUACACAGAUCGCAAAGAGAGCAAAAAACUUCGAAAAAUAUACGAUCAAACUUUGAACGUCAAAUCUACUAUUCCUCAUCCUAGGAUCAUGGGUAUCAUCCGAGAAUGUGGAGGCAAAAUGCAUAUGUCAGAAAAGGAAUGGGCAAAGGCUCAGAUCGAUUUUUUCGAAGCGUUCAAGAACUAUGAUGAGGCAGGAUCACCUCAACGGAUAUCUUCGUUGAAAUACUUGGUUUUGGCUCAUAUGUUGAUGGAUAGCGAGAUUGAUCCGUUUGACUCACAAGAAACCAAACCGUAUAAGCAAGACCCUCAAAUCGUAGCGAUGACUAAUCUGGUUUCCGCCUACCAAGUCAGAGAUGUCCAUGAAGCUGAAAAGAUACUUAAAACUAACAAAGCGACGAUCAUGGACGACCCAUUCAUUGCCAUGUAUAUACAAGAUGUUCUCGUCUCACUGAGAACUCAGUGGAUUUUGACCAUGUUAAAGUCCUAUACUCGAAUCGAGGUAUCAUACUUGGCCAAACAAUUGAGAAUCACGGACGCCGAGGUUGAAGAUAUGCUUGUACUUUUGAUCUUGGAUAAUAAAAUCGAAGGCAAACUUGAUCAACCACGUGGUAUACUAACUUUACAUUCAAAACCUGCACUUGAUCAAAAACGAUAUGCAGCUCUAGAAAAAUGGAACACGGAUCUUAAUCGAUUACAUUCGAACUUGAUGCAGAAGACAAGUAUGGCAGGCCACAAUAAUAUGGGGCUUGUAGGAACUGGAUUACCUGAUUUUAUGUGA